GAUCUUGUUUCUCUCUCCCUCUGCCGAUUUCAAAACACGAUCUUUUUUAACCGGACCGUUUUCAUCUUCUGAUGUCGUUAUAAUUCGAAACCGUCGAUCAAUAGGGCACAUAUCACACAUCAUCUAGCGAAUAUAAUAGCGUGUGUACCUUCUUGGCAUCGCAGCCUUGUCACUAGCCCGGCGAUGAAGGACGCGGCCGAAGAACCGCUACGGCAAUAAAGGGUUGCAAUAUUCAUAUUUUUCGAACCAGUUUAAGUUGAGUCUUACCCCGUAAAAGCCCGCUCCGCAAACAACGUCUUGGCAAGGAAUAGAUAAAGGCUCUGUUACCCGGAUAGGCAAGUCUUCCUCUAAGUGGAAGGUGAAUGCCGUUUCUAUCGUCGGCCGUCGUUCACGGAUCAUGCCGAUCACAGGGCCAAGCUUGGAUCCGAGCCAAACACUACAGUACGCAGCUAGGCGAGGUAUUCCGUCUGGGGGAGGGGAAUGCGAGCUCAAUAGGGUUGACUAGCUGUAGCUUGGCCAGAAUGCAACCUGCCCUUUCAGUCGGCUCCUUGACCUGGCUUGGUGAGUAUCUUUCCACAGGUGACUAACAUUUAUGCUUGAUCGCCUUGCAGAAGGUUUGCGUUGCUGUGAAUCCUACUGCAGUUCACGAAUGCCACCUGCUCUAUUCAGAGACGACGAAACAGGAGGCGGGGGAGCGGGAUGUGUAUGGCCCCAAGUAACAGUAAACAAGGACGACAUAUCGAGCAAUUACGCUAGAGAGACGGGGCUAGGCUAGCUGUUACAUGAGAGUAGCAGCAACAACACCAACAAGCCAGGGAUAUAAAAAGGUACUCAAUUGCACUCUCCAUUUCCCCCAUCUCUUAACCAUCACUACCACUCCUUCCUCCCCCUUUGAUUCCAGAUACACAACACAUUCAUCAUGAAGAACCAACUCGCUCUCCUUGUCCUGGCCAGCACCGCCACCGCCCUCCCCGCCCUCAACGGCCGCGCUGGCGAGAUUGUCGGCGGCGAGUCCGCCAAGAUCGAGGACUUCCCCUACCAAGUCGACCUGCGCGUCCGCGAUAGCGCCAACUGCGGCGGCACCAUUGUCAGCGAACGCUUCGUCGUGACAGCCGCCCACUGCGCUCUAGGCUACAGCACCGCGACGCUCAGCAUCCGCGUCGGCAACGCCAUCAACGGCAAGGGCACCUCGUACAAGGUCAAGAAGGCAUACGUCCACCCCAAGUACACCGAUGAGAAGGACCCGUACGACGCCGCCGUCCUGGAGUUCGACCCCCCCAUCAAGUUCACCAACACCGUCAAGCCUAUUGCCCUGGCCGAUGCCGAGCCUUCCCCUGGCACCGACGCCGUUGUCUCGGGCUGGGGCUCAACCAGCCGCGACGACUCCAAGCGCGUCUACCCUGACGACCUCCACUCUGUCCAUGUCCCCAUCUUUGACCACGACAAGUGCAACAAGGACUACGGCGCCAACCCGGCCAUCACUGCCGACAUGAUCUGCGCUGGCUUUGACGAGGGCGUCAAGGACGCUUGCUAUGGCGACAGCGGCGGUCCCCUUGUUGUUGGCGGCAAGCUUGUCGGCAUCGUCUCCUUUGGUAAAGGCUGUGCUUCGCCCAACUACCCUGGCGUCUACGCCAGCGUUGCCAGCCCUGAGAUCCGCUCGUUCAUCAAGCAGGUCACUGGUCUUUAAAUGAAUCCAUGAACAGAAACGAAAUAAAGUAACAUCAGUUACCCAAAGUGGCAGCCAACAAGCACGUGGAGACAAUAUCUUUUAUAUAUAUAUACUUACAACUAAGUUAUACAUAUACUAUAUCUUCAUAGAAUCUUAUAUAGUAUGAAAAAAAUGGAC
Molecule: messenger RNA, 1846 nt
Organism: [Torrubiella] hemipterigena
Lineage: Eukaryota; Fungi; Ascomycota; Sordariomycetes; Hypocreales; Clavicipitaceae
Source: the annotation of a GenBank genome assembly